UUUUAAUCAAGUUCACUGCAUGCAUCCUGGAGAAUUUAACUUGGCACCUGGGGGACUGGGUAAAAGCUUCACCCCACGAUUCACCAAGUUAUUGAUCCAAUGGGUGACAGUACUUGUUAUCAAGGACCAAAAAGUAAAACCAACAGAUAUAUCACAAGGGUCCUCUCGAGGGGACCUGAUAAGAACUUUGGCAAGCACUCGGUAGUUGGGUACUACUACAUGUAAUAAGGUCCCAACUCGUCUGUUCAAUUCCAAUAAUCCGCGAUGGCAGGAACUAUCUGCUUCGAUCAAUAACAGAUAUCUCACCGCUCAGUGUGUAUUUAAAGCUAUUUAUUUCUUUUUUUUCUCUCUCUCCCUUCAUGGUUCAGAGAUCAAUCCCGUAGAAUGAUAAUGGACUUAAUUGUCUGGGGUUGAUCGCGUAUAUUGUGGUAAAACUUGCUUAAACUUUUGUUAGAAGAGGCGCCUCCUUUUCACUGUGUGGAUUGCAAUGUAUCGACGGAUAGGUGAUAUUUGACCCUCAUUUUCUGUCAUUUAUUUUGACAGUUUAUGUUUCGCUGCAAUAGAAAAGGAAAUAAUUAUAGUCGGAGCAAUUAAAGUGUAACGGAGACUUUUGCGUAAAAUGGAAAUAAUUCACAAAUGUUAUUUUGAUGGAAACUAACUCGAAAGGUAUACAACCGUCAUUGACAUCUAAUGAAUUCAGAGUCAUGUUGAGUAAAGAAGAGUUAUUUUGAGGCAUCCAUUUAAAGGCCAAAUCACAAGAGAAAAAAAGAACUUCAUUUACAUAAAGAAAUAAAUGAAGCUUUUCUGGAGAUGCAUGCUAUCGGCACGGGGAAAUGGAGACACGUAGACAGGGCCAAUUAAAUAUAUAAGAUACGUCAAGUAUCACACAUACUAAGAGUUAUGAAAACCUGCACCAAUCAAUGUGUGAUCAGCCCUUUAAACUGCAGUGGGCCAGCACAUUAUGGGUGACACUGAAAACACGCCAUUAACAUUCAUUGUCCUUGUCUGUUCUGUUGUGGGUCUUUUAAAUAAUCUUGUGUCAAUAUUUUAUAAACAGAGAAAGCAAUUCUCUUUGCCUAAGCUCUGGAAGUAUGCCUACCUAUCUAUUGAUUUCGGGCAUGUUUUUUUAAGUGUAGGGUUGAUUCUUUCAAUUUCAUUUAAACUUUCUGGAUCGGAGCCAGUGUGUCGUGCCGCGGGGUUUCUGAUCGUCUUUGGGGUUUUUGACUGUAUAUGCGGUCUCCUCACAGCGGGGAUCAUUCUAUUCGGGAUCUACAACCCGGGAAAAUCCUCACAAAUUUCUACGUUUCAUAGAAAUGUGUUUUUGCUCAUUGUCAUUCCCGAGAAAUUCAUAUCCUUGCUUCUGUCGACCUUGCCUCUUACGCCUUUAGGAAGCAACCUCUUUUCAAAGAGUCUUGCUAUCACAUGCGUACGGAUUCUUCAGCCCUACGAAGAUGGCGGUGAAUUGGGACUUGUAAACUUUGGAGUUCUUUGGGUGUCUCUUCUGGUUGCCUUCCUGACUUGUGUCAUCAGCGCUGUGAAACUAUGGAAAGGAUUCAGCAACCGAAUUCAUUCCUCCACAGUCAAUGUUUGGCAGUCACAAUUAGUGAUUGACGGCAAGAGGUUCCAGAGGCUACUGUUAUGUGAGCUGAUACUGUGGCUCCUUGUUUUGUUUUUGUUUAAUUUUGUGACAUAUUACGAUUCCGGAAAUCUUGAUUCCGCCACUUGGAUUGUGUGGGUAUCCUUAAGUUUGGCCACCGUUCUUCAUAGUGUGUGGUCUCAGUUUGGCAAUGCAAUGUGGAGCAUCUGCUGCUGUGGAUCGAAAAGGGAUGUGGAAGAACCACAACAUAAACUAAAGCGACUUGAACUGAUAAACGUAGAGGAAGCCGGAAAGCUACGAUUGAAGGCAACAUGGAGUGUAUCCAGGGGAACUGUCAGACGGGGUCUUAUGAAGGUUUAUGGUUCAAACAACGUCAAAGCUUGGGCACAGGAAAUUGUUGUACUGGGCAUGCUCAGGAAGGCGCAGCAUCCGAGCCUUCUGCAAUGUCUGUGGACCAGCAGCUCCAACCCUUACUACGAAACGAUGACGUUGAUCACAGGGGAGAUAAUAACUAGUGACUCAAGGAUUAUUUGUCUGGAGCUGACAAAUAAUGGAAGCCUGGAAGAACUAUUUCAGAAAGACGUUUCACUUCCGGAAACGUGUCAAAGGAUGGUCGUUCAUGAUAUUGCAGAGGGACUUUUCUAUCUUCAUAGCCAAAAUAUUCUCCAUAACAACCUCAGUUCUUCCUGCAUCUACCUCAAAGGAUCCCUUCCGGAAAAAGAGUACAACAGGCCAAUUUAUAGGAAUAUGGUUAUGAGGGCAGCUAUUGGUGAUUUUGAGCAUACACAAAUUUACGGAUCAAUGCAGCAGACAGAGACAGCUGUGUGCAGCAAACGACAGUUCUUCUUACCAGACAUCAGAUCGUUUGCAUUGGUUGCACUGGAAAUUGUGACAAAAUCAUGUGAGCGACGCUUCCUAAGCAUGCAAUAUGAAUGGGACUAUGAUCAAGAUCCAAACGAUCUCAUCAAAAGAAAUGGAAAUUUUGUUGUGAUGCCCAGUAUACUCCCUGAGACCCAUCAUUCGGAUUUUGGUCUCAUGAAUGACCCGUCUGAUGAUUCAGAUAUAGAUCACUACGUGAGAAGGCAACCAGCCAAUGGUAUACGGUCACCAUAUGAAAUGAUCGAAGAAGUAAGACGACGCAGUAGAAGUAUGUCGCCAGGAAGUCGCCCAAUGUCAGCGCAAUCACGGCGCAGCACAAGGUCAAAAACAGUAUCUCCAGAUCGACAGAGAAUGAUACAUAGAUCUCCCUCAGCGCAGUCUGCAACUACUCUCUUUAAUGGAAGAAGUGGAACUCCUGAACCAGAUGACAUAUUACAACAACAAACGUCUGCUCGUUCUGAAGUAACUGAGGUGUUUCACAAAAGAAGCACGAUUCAAGAAAGUGCUCAGGGAAGGACUGAAUCCCCCAUGGAAAAGAAAAAGGGAAAGGGUAAAAAAUCUCAUUCCAGAACUCUUGAAGGACAGGCAUUUGAAAUCAAAGGCAAAAAUAAAGAUAUCAAGAAAUCUAACAGCAAACGCCUUUUAUCUAAACCGGUCUCUAUAUUGAAAAACUUAACUGGCUCUGAAACAACUGUAUCUGCAUUUAAAUCUAAUGAUAAAGAAGAUUCAUCUGCUGGUGAAAUAUCAGAGGAAGAAACGGAAGAAAUAGAAAUUCCAUUUGAUAGAUACAAAUUGAAUAAAAAAAUGAGACAAGAUUCAAAGAAUUCAAUUCAAUCUUUCCAGUCCGAAAACUCGUUACAUCGAACAGUGUCACAAAAAAGUGAUCAGUGGAGCAUUCGUAGCGACAUGGAGUAUCGUCCACAUGGUUUGAAAAAUACAGUGUCUGCUGAUUCAAGAGCCUCGCUUUGGUCAAAUUUACCCCUUCCUUUGGAAUCUAUUGAUAUUGAAAGAGACGACUUAGAUCAUAUUAUUGAUUGUCUUCCGGGAAUGGCAGAUUCUCUGGAUUCUCCAAGGAAUAGACCUAAACUAAGUGAGAUAAUGAAUGCUCGAGACAGGAUAGGUUCAAGACCAAAAGCAUACUGGCAAUAUGAUGGACCAGGACCUCAGCGCUUUGAACUUGUUGAUUAUUAUGACGAGUUGCAAGGUGUGUUCGUUAAAAAGUUACAACCAGUUCGUUCUCUUCACAGAACAUCAUCUGGUUCACAAAUCGUGUCUCUCCCCGUGCAUCGAACUUUUUCAGGGACUCAGGUCUUACAUCGAACAAAUUCGGGUCUUCAGGAAAUAAUGGAAGCAACUGAAGCCACGGACGAGGAAGAAUCGUACUCAAACAGCAAAUCUCAUCAACUGGUGCGGGAUAAAAAGACGAAUAAAAUUAAAGUUCAGUCUAUCCAAGAACCACAGGAAACAAAAGCGAUGAAUCAGGACAAAAAAUCUACGAAGAAAAAAGAACGAUCCAAAUCGAUUAAAAAGCACCCAGCACCACCACCUCCAUCCGAAAAGGAAAUUUGCCAAAACAUGGAAGAUAAAGAAGAUAACGAACAUAAACGAUCAAAAGCCAGAAACGCACUUAAAAGAGCUCUCAGUGGAAAAUCGAGAGAUUUUAGUUUUCAAAGAACAAACAGUAAGAAUGAAAAGUUGGAUGUAAAAUUUGCAAAUGUUAAAAAACUAAGCAUACAAACACAUACAGAAAAUAAAGAAAAUGUGCAAAGAAUUGAAAAUAAUUUCGAAGUUAUCGAAACAAACCAGCCAAAUGUUAAGGAAAAAGAAGACGCACAUUUCAAACGACAUUAUAUUCAGGCUCCGAAAAAGGACAGUGUAGAAAAAAGGUUCAUUACUGAUAAACAGUUAAAAACAAACCUGAAUAGAUUCUCAAGUUUCAGCAGUACAGACAGCUUCAGUAGCAGGGGCUCAAUAAGAGGUCGACACGCAGAUGUUUCGCUUACAAGUGGCGAAUUAACCUCUCUGUCUUCCCAAGCUGAUGCUGAUACCGAUGACUUUGCGACAGAUGUCGAUGCACCUGCCAAGGAAGUGUAUAUGAAAAAGGUAAUUCAAAGCAGAUUAAGGAAAAAUGUCGACAGUGGGUUUGACAGUGAGAGCAGCGAAAUAUCUUCGCAUGGUCCCCAAAGCAAUUAUCUUUCUGAUGAUUCAGCUUUUCAUGAAACCAAGGCUAGAAGGUCAAAUCCCAGAAAACAAGAUAUUGUAGUGACGGAUAUUAAAAGCUCUUCGAGUCAAUACAGUAAACAAUCAAUACCUAUGUCCGAAAAAACAUUUUGUCUAACUGGGAUAAAUUCAAGGAUUGUUGAAACUGUGACCGAUUCACCAGAUCUUGAGAUCGAGUGUCUUCCUGAAGAUGAUGUAGAACUAGUUGAAGGGAAAGAAGAAUUUCGCCCAACAUCAAGUCUUUCCCGAAUCAUUGAAGUUUCUUCAGCAUCUCCAGACCAAACUAAGGAAAUGGACUUUGACAAUGAAAUUGAAAGAGUAAGUUCCCCCCGUGUUGAUAAAAUGUCAGGUGGUGAGAUAUUUAACCCAUCUUGUUCAAGUCGUCCUAAAACACCAAGUAGUAAUCGUCCCAAAACACCAGGAAUAUCUAAAGAGAUGAGAGGUCCAAAUGUGAUGGCAAGCAGUCACACUGCCGAUGCCGCAAGACGGUAUAGGGAACUUGUUAAGAAAGGAGUUCCACUCCGAGUUUCAGAAGUGGCCGUGAACGAAAACCCAAAUAGAUCAAGCUGUCUGUUGAAUGAAGAAGACAGUGAAACGCAACAUUUACAGCCAGAAGACGAGAAAUUGUUCAUAAAUUUAGAUUCACAAGGAUUUUUCCAAACUGAAAGAGAUAAAAAACUAAUUCCUGGUCGGACCUACGGUUCUCUCAAUAGGAAAUCAAGAAUUGAUCAAGGAAAGAAAAAUAAAUUAGAUGGUCAACAGACUACGUUGGGUUUGGACGACAUUGUUAGAGAAAGUCCUGUUUGUUCAAACCAUUCUCCUGUACAUAAAUCUCCAAAUGGUAGCCAUCUAUCUCCUAAUUACGCUCCUAACAAUGGUAUUCUUGACGAUUCCUUUACACAUGUAUCUGAGAACGAAGUUGCUAUGUUUAAUCAGCCACAAAGCGAGGACUCUGAGACAUCUAGUACUCACAAUGUAACUUUGAGUAAUUCAAAUCAAGUUUCACCAAAUCAUAAUCCCCAAAACCCAUCUGCUUUAAUGGUAGAUGCCGAAUUGUACAUAGAUCGCCUUUACUCUAAAAAACAAACACCAGAACAUAAUCAGCCCCACCCUCCGAUUUUGGAUCCCGAUUUUGAUUCUCCUCUUCUUGAAAAUGGAAAACCUACGCAAACUGAUCAACAAUUUGAUAUUCAACCGGUCCACGACCACGGAAGAGAGGAAGAAAGAAUCAUAAUAAACGUGCCUUUGAAAGAAGGAGUAUCGGACAAACAUGUAACGAAUUGCCAAAAACUGACUUCAGCCCUUCACCUUGUGUCUUUUAAUGAUUUGUUACCUGCAACACAUGAAGGAUUUAACAUGAUGAAAAUCAAGCUUAAACAAGCUGGCCAACUUGGUGAAGUAGGAAGCCAGCUACUGGAUAUCGUAAACAAAUGUUGGCUGAGUGAAACCCCGCCCACUUCUUUUGACCUCGUUAUGCAAUUGAUGGAUCCUGUAAAGGAAACAGAACUUUAAAGCUGCAGAAAUAUUACGCAUUUAUUAAUUGCAUCACAUUCGUGCCAAAUUAAUAUAUAUAUCGCGGAAUUCCAAUUUCAGUUCAUGUCAUUGAAAUAUCAUGCAAAAUCUUGUUACGUUAUUUGAUAAAACUAUUUUCUCGAAGUCUUCUUAUUCAAUGCGCAUGCACAAUUAACCUAAUAAAAAGUAAAUAUUACUUAACAAUUAAAUUUAGAUGCGCAUGGUUGGUAACACAGAUACGUAUUUUUCAAUGUGUGAGAAAAAAUGUAAUUUUCUUUGAAAAAUUUUGCACUUGUCUUCCAAAUAGUUUUUACGAAAAAAUUCUAUUUCUAUACCGGUAUGCGCUGUAUUGUUAAAAAAUCUCUUGCUAUUUAAUUAUGCAAUUAUUAUAUGUACAUCUAACUUCAAUUUUUAGGAUAAAUAUCGAAGUGUGUAAUGAGAAGAAAAAAAUCAUUUAAAAUAAAUAAAGAGCAAACAAUUGACCGGAUAGCAAUAGAGACUCGGAAUGACUUAUCUUACAAAAAAAUUAAUAAUAGAAGUACAUACAUGUAAACCAUUAAAAACUCCAUUGUAUUGUUUUUAACUUGAUUUUUUUAAUGCAUCAAUGAUUUAGCAACUUUAUUUUCCAUAAUACUAUUCAUUUAAAAACGAUAAGGAGAUAAUAGUUGUUCCGUACUCCAAACUUGAUAUUUGCAUUUACCAUUAAGUGAGCAUAUUUCGUUGAAAUUUUAGUGUAAUUCUUGUGCUUUAUCAUUUUUGUCAUGCAUUAUAUCAUUUUGGUGCUUUACGUUUCAAUUGUUGGAACAUUAAGAUAUAUACUUAUUUGUUUUCUUUAUGAAUUAGAUGAUUUUGUUUUAAUAUCAAGAGAACAUAUUUUUACAUAAUUCAUCAAAAAAUAUGUUUUAGCAUAGAAAAGGGCACAUAUAUAAGCUUUAUUUUCUUUUGCUAUUUUUUUAAAUUUUGGAUCACUUAUAAUGUGAUUUUGAUGCAACCUUCAUAUUAUACGUACAUCUACAUUUUUACUAACAUUUUCUGAAACCAUAGACUUGUUUAUUUUUUUGUAUCGAUGCCAUUUUAAAACUGUGAUAGUAUAUUUAUAUUUGUUAUCUAUGCAAUAAAACUAUUAAAUAUACAAA
This is a messenger RNA of Magallana angulata, 7344 nucleotides long. RefSeq lists its product as uncharacterized. The record is from RefSeq and is a predicted model, not a curated record. Gene Ontology annotation, biological process: protein phosphorylation. Gene Ontology annotation, molecular function: ATP binding; protein kinase activity. Lineage: Eukaryota; Metazoa; Mollusca; Bivalvia; Ostreida; Ostreidae. The coding region runs from base 962 to 6208 and encodes 1748 amino acids. The transcript is spliced from 7 exons.